Molecule: messenger RNA, 3564 nt
Organism: Pleurotus ostreatus (oyster mushroom)
Lineage: Eukaryota; Fungi; Basidiomycota; Agaricomycetes; Agaricales; Pleurotaceae
Exons: 9
Coding region: 1-3564 (1187 amino acids)
Source: RefSeq, a predicted model, not a curated record
AUGUCAUCGAACCUCAGCAAGGACAUCGGUUCUCUUUCCUUGCAGGAAGAAGCACCCCUCUCUCUUCUGAGCGGCCCUUUGGAGCCAGGUUUCGCGGCCACGUUCACAACAGUCGCCAACUCUUUGGGUUUGGCACAAUUGCCUUGGUUCACGCCCCUAGAUAUUCUCGAGAUUUCAUCCACUAACGAAUGUCGUCGCAAGCUCCUGCGGAAGCAGCUCUUCCAAAGCCACCGGGAAGCAGGGGCUUGGGUUGCCGACCCUUCCUGCGAAGAAAACAGGGCCUCUUUGGUUUUGUGCUCCAUACUGACGCAGACGCUUUUAGCGUUCUUAGAAGGAGACGCAGCGAUUGACAGGUAUCCCUGCGACGCUUUCCGUCUCCCCGACGGCCAGAUCAAGUUCUCAACGAGUAUCUCGGACACCCUCACCAAACUACGCGAUUGGCCGUCGACUAUACUUGGAAAGGCCCUCCGCGCAAUGGAAACCGAGCGCAAGAAGCACGGCAAGGGCCCGGCGGACAGUAUACCCCCCGGGGACGACUCCGUUUCCAAUUUGUUCUCUAUUUUCAACAAAUACAAGAAACGAGGGCUUUACGCCAAGAUACUUGCCAACAUCGUCAUCGCUGCGAUGGGACUUCAAUACUCGAUGGAUGGAGUGGACCUGCCAGAGUACUGGGACGAAGUCUCCAAUAUUACAGGCCUCAAUCCGACAGACAUUUUGGAAUACAAGUCCCAAUACGGCACCUAUGGACCGCGUAUUAUCCUCCUCCCCAUCCAUCUCGCCGCAACAUUGUCCCCCCUCUUACUCCUCAUGACCAAGGACUUGAUGGCGAAAAGUAUCUCGAGACAUUCGCACCUGCUGAUGUGGAGACACCUUGGCUCUGCUAGGCCGAGCCAGCUCGUGGCAUAUGAAGACGUCAUAUGGAGAACGGUUCAUUCCAUCGCCAUACGCCCAAGCUCAGUCGACUCGUCUAUGAAACAGAUGUUCGAGCGUCUGAAACAACUGUCACAGUUUGACCCCGCCGUCAAGGACAGCAAUUUUGGGAUUGAAGCCGAAGCCGCGAGCUUCUUCGUCCAGCUUGAACCCCUCCUCCGCUCUUCAACACCACCGGCGGACGGUCCUCUCUCGUCGAAACCCGGGCCAUCCAAACCCCGUCCUACUGCCUCCCCCGCCCACAAUGGCACACCGCCUCCAGCAGCUGACCCGCCCAUGGAUGUCGAUGGCGAUGGCCAACCACCAUCGGAAAACCCCCAACCAGGUGGCAAGGCAAAUGCCGACGAGGAGAACGGACCAGAUGGCGGCCAGGAUGGGCGUCGGAGCAUCACCCCGCCUCCAGCAGCUGACCCGCCCAUGCGAGUCGAUAGCCCCACCGCUGAACAAUCGCGCGAUCAAAACAACGACGGCGACGACUCUGAUGCUGAUGUCCGCCGGAAUGAUACCCUGGGACCUCAGCAGGACACACGCGCCGUCGACAACGUCAGCGACAACGAUAUGUAUGUUGAGAACCAUCCCGUAGAACCGUCGGCUGGUCGAGACACGGGCGGCCAUGGCUUAGAUGAGGGUGGUGAUACGAACAACCCGCCUACUGCAGACGAGGCCGGCGAGCCAAGUGGUGUUGACGACGACGAAGAUCUUGAUACGAGUGGUGCUGGCCGCAGUGGUGGGGAUCCCAAUUCCGCACCGUUGCGGAUAAUCAUCCCGCCUCGAAAGUUGAAAAGGGGACGGUCCCCCGCCAUCGAGCCUGAGAGCGGACACAGCAAGAGGACACGGUCGACGACCUUCAGACCCAGAGGUCUUCCUAGCCCUCCGCAUCGAAGAACGACUCGCCUCCGUUCCUCCACCAUCCAACCUCAGUCUCAGCUGAGCCCCCCCGCCGCCAAAUCCAGCAGCUCCAUCACAGUCCGACGCAGGUCGACUAGGAAACCAACGACCACCCCGACUGUUCUUCCCGUCACGAACCCAUCUCUCCCCCCUCUUGUCGGGACAUCCAAAGAGCAUCGUUUCCUUGCACCUCCUCAAAGUCUGUACGAUAUCCGUGGUGGCGCCGUCGAGUUCCUCCCUUCCUUCCAUAAUGAGUCGCAUGUUCAGUCCAUCCUUGCCUUGAUCAGGGGCAUACGUCGCUCGUAUGGGGAUUCAGCUCCACCAUACACAACCGGAAAAGAAGGCAUACUAAUAAAACCCGUCUCCUAUCACGAUUACAAGGCAUGGCAGUCUUCGGGUCAACUGGGCGACGAGUUGAAAUCCAAGGUCAUCUUGGUCACGGGGGUUCCUCAUCCGAAUCACAAGACACUAGAUGAGGCCGUCAGAGACUUGAGCAUAUCACUCGAUGCCCCUCUUAUUUGUCAUGAUCAAUCUGUUGAGAUGGGUGCAGAAGGCAACGAGCAGCACCGGGAAACUACGUUGGCCCAGCUCAUCGAUAUAUCCCAGUCCCCCGACGCGAAAUCCCUCAACUUCCUCGACAUUCCUGGUCCUAUUGCAGCGGACGUACCACUUGUCCACGACGACACGCUUGACCGCGCCUGCUACCCCAUGACGUGGGAUGUUCACCAGGCACGGCAAUCUGCAGACAUGACGUCCCUUCAGUGGACCAUUGCCACGACGCCUUGGUCAUGGCACCAUCUACAUAUGGACACCAAUGGGUUUGGCACCCUCGCCAUGUCCACGUACGGUCGAAAGUUGUGGGCUGUCUUUCGGUGUAAAGGGGAUACUUUCGGCACGCGGCCAAUCGACUGGCAAAUUAACCCCGGCCUUUUGGACGAUAACGUUCUGGAUUCCGAGGAAUACGAAGUGGACUACGCCAUUUUGGAGCCUGGAGCCGCCUUGGUGAUGCCUGGAGGCUGCCCGCAUAUGGUCGUGACGCUUGACGACUCUACUGUCUUUAUGGGGCGUCAUUUUUACCAAGGGCGCAGUAUACGACGCCACAUGUUCAGCUUCGUUCACUCCGCGUGUAUACCGCUCUCCACGAACACGGACCACAAUCAAUGCGCCGCGUCUAUCAUCCGCAGGCUGGUCGCUGCCUUCAGGGCUGCAUGUUUCACGCUUGACGCUAUUCCUGGUAAGUUUGUUCUCGUUCCUCCUAAUUCCCAUCUCAUCCUUCCAAAAAAAGCGAGAUUCCGUUCGCAGUUCGCGGACAUGAAAACGACGGAAGGUAUAAAGGAUACGCUCGUCGUCUGUGUCGUCGGUCGCCUCCUACCGGCCAUCUUCAAGGACGACAAAUCCUUUAAUGAUGAUCUCGUCGUUGCUUCGACCAGCUCGCUAGCGCUCAUUCAACAAAUCCAAGCUUCGGAUGCGCACCGAUUCAAGGACUCCAACGGACGUCCACUUGACUUUUACGAGGACAUUUACGUGUUGUACCUGCGCCACGUCUGCUCUGUAUAUAUCAGAUUGCUUAGCUGGUCUCCGGACUCAUUGCUGACUGGCGCGCAUACGCGGCUGUCCAAGAUCCCCGAGACCAAGGGGUACGAACCAAUGUUGAAUAGUUCUUCAGAAUCGGUCGACCUUGGUGACUCAGACUUGAACUUGGAUGUAGAGUAUGUUUUGCCGUUUGUUUUAGAAUAUUGUACAUAG